This is a messenger RNA of Lingula anatina, 8745 nucleotides long. RefSeq lists its product as uncharacterized. Gene Ontology annotation, cellular component: cytosol; centrosome; centriole. Gene Ontology annotation, molecular function: microtubule binding. Gene Ontology annotation, biological process: regulation of centriole replication. Lineage: Eukaryota; Metazoa; Brachiopoda; Lingulata; Lingulida; Lingulidae. The record is from RefSeq and is a predicted model, not a curated record.
CCAAUAUGGCCGCUCAUAUUCAAACGUAAACAUUGCUUCAAAAUUCGUGACAUUCGUUAAGGUUGCAUGGCAUGGAGUCGGAGCCUGAAUGGGGUGAAUUAGCAGGAGUCACUGCAUCAACAGCAGACAGCAUUCUGCAGGAAUCUCUACCAGACCAAACAGGCUUAGUGUCAGUUCCCACACUCUCUCAACAUGCCUUGUCUCCAGAGAGUGGAGGAGAGUACAAUGACAGCUUUAAGAUUGGACCAGUUGAUUUUCAUGACAGUCGCGAAGAAGAUCACUUCCAGUUAUCACCAACUUAUUCCAGUGGUACAACUGUUGAAGAAAGGAAACAAAACACAAAAACAUCAGAUUCACUUUCACAGCAUCCUCUUGAAGAAAUGGCUGCAGCUGAAUUUGUUGGAAGUGAAGUCAAGAAUCUCAUUGCAGAAGUAUCAUCAGAUUUCAUAAGUGGAAGGUUUUCAUUGUCCCAGCAGCCAGUCAGUGAUGAGGAAUCCACACCACGUGAGUCAGGGGAUGGUGGUAAUGAGCAAGAUGAUUAUCAGGCACUGAGUGGGAGAUACUCACAGAGGUCAGAAAGUGACAGUUCUUGGAGGUCCAGUGGCACCUUUCACACUGGCUCCAAUGGAGAGGGGAACCUUCAGCAUUUGCUUCCACAAAUAGGGCCCCAAAUAGAUGUUAUUGGUACUAGAGGCAAGGUUGAAGAGCCUUUUGAAAAUGAAGGAUUGUUGAAAGAGCCUGAACCCAACAAAAGCACAGUUGUCAAGGCAGUUGAAGGGGAGAACCAACUCAGAAAUGUCCAUUCUGAAGACUCUGAUCAUGGUUCCCAAGAAGAGCCUCCAGUCAAGCAUCCAAGAUUAGCAGGGGAGGAACAGGCCAAUGUCAGUGUCCUUCCUAACAUGUAUCUCCAAGCUUCUCCACCUCAAGAGGAGCCCCCUCAACCAAACCAUGGGCUGGAAGAGGACUCUGUGGCCUUCAGCCAUAGCAGGUACCCCUUCAGCAUGAUAAGUGACUCCUUGGUCUUUACAGAACAAAAGCCAAUUAGUCAGUCCACACCUUAUGUAGUUGGCCUAGUUGAUCCCAUAGCUCAGAUAAAAAGCCCUCCAAAGACUUCAGGUGUUGAACUGAAGAAGUACUCCCAAGGCCUUACUACAGGGGGUAGUGGAAUACUAAGCAUUGGCACUACUAACCCAGCCAGGGCUGGACAGAUCCCUUUAAGGGCAGAUCAUGACAUUGGUUUACCUAUAGCUGUUGUUGAGCAGGAAAAGCCUCUUUCAAAAGGCACUGGCCCACAGAAGCGUGUGUCAUGGGGUGUCUCAUCAGACAAUAGUGGAAGAAUUGAUCAAAGUGAAGGUGCUGCCUCAGCUGAGGCAAUAGAUGAGGAUGGUGAUCAGAUGAGGAUUAUUAGCAGACAAGACACGGUUCAUUCAGAUGUUGCUGAUGGAGGUUUCACUUCUUCAAAGGAUGCCCCAGACAACAUGUCCAAGUCUGAUGUAAAGCCUCUGGCCUCUUACAUUUACUAUCCUGCAGAGCUUAGGAGUGGGUCUGUGAACACCACUGAUGCCACUAGCAAGAGAAGUUGCAGCUCCCAAAGUUCCUUGAGUACCAGUGAGUCAGUUGAAAAGAAAAGUACCAGCUCAGAAAGUUCAGAUGUGAGUGAGGUCAUUCGCAGUGCAGGAGUUGACUACAUAUCAGUGGAAGAGCGGGAUCAGUUACUGAGUGCCUCAUCAUCGCGAUCAUCAAAAACUUCUGAAAUUGAAACUGAAAGAUCCAGAAGCAAAGAAGGCAGAUCACCAGUGCCUCAUACCUCUGAACUCCCAGAUUCUCAAGAAACCAUCACGUCAGUUGUUUCAGAUCAAUUGACUUUACCUCCAUCACAAGAAACCUUAUCACAGCCUCUUUCCCAGCCCCUCUCCCAGCCUGCAACACAGGGGCUCAGUCAGCCAUCUUCAGGCAGUACACAGAGCCAAGACUCCUUGGCCAGACGAGUCGAAUUACUGCUAAGAGGGGCAGAUUUUGAGAUGGAAGACCCAUAUGGCGAGGAGGUUGUGAAAUCACUACCUCUUAGUACUGCCAGUGCUCCUUCAACUGUCAGGUCAUCACCGCCAGCAACAUCCAAAUCUGAUGGAGUCAAAGGUGAAACAAAUAAUGGAAAAGGCACUUUGGACGACAUUACAAACUUUGGGCAAGCAGCUAGGGUACAUGCUAAAAAACAUGGGCCCUCACCAGUGGCAGAUGUUAUCAGUCCACGCAGCACUACAAGUACUGUGUAUGAUGAACUUCCUCACCCUAGGCUGAGUGGGUCUUUAGGUGAGAGAGGUUUCAGUGCUCUGAGACCAGGGAGUUCAAGAUCUGACAACAGUUCAGUUAGCACGAAAAGUGUCCUGAUGGAAAAAGCAAGGAAAACAAAUAUGUCUCCCAAAGAUUUGCCUCCAUAUGGUCCGAGUGAUAGAGUUUCUGACCCAUUAUCAGUUAGGAUUCAAAGCAUUCUACAGGGUGCCGAAUUCUCCCAUGGUGAGGCACACUCCAGUCCUAUUUCGUAUGGAAGCCUUUCGCACAGUGUGUCUCUUCCUAUGGGUUCUGGCAUCAGUGAGGAUACAACAGGACCCACUGAUGUUACAAAGGAUAGGAAAUCUAAUGAAAAAUCCAAUUUUAAUGCCUCCAGGGGGCUGGCUGCUGAGACCUUUCAAGAUGAUCCUGUGCCACGGCAAAUGGUAGGAUUGCAGAGGACCAGUAGUAUGCAGAGUGUCCAAAGUACAGACUCCUUGUCAAACAGAGUGCAAGCAAUACUGUCUAAUACUAAGCACUUAGAUGGUGAAGCUGCCCCUGUAGACUUGCCUCUGUCACAGGAUCUGCUGACACAGAUUCCUUUAACACAAGUGCCUGUACCCCAGCAGUACCUGUCACAAGAGGUGGACUAUGAAGUAUUGGAGCAGGAACUUAAUGAUAUACAGCAGCAACUGCAGCAGUCACACCAGGAUGAAGAAGACCUUUAUGACAAGUACAUCAGACCCCACAUGUCCCCUGAAGAACAGAGCACUCAGCAUGAAGAAGAACCCACAGAGAAAUCCAAGGAUUCAAGCCAGGAGUCGAGCAGUGGUCUGGCAGGGGCACCCAGAAGUAAGAAACUCCUCUGGGAUUAUGGUGCUGACCUGGGCUAUGAUGAGGGGGAUGGUAGAUUUCUUGGUACACUGAAGGAGGUUUCUCUGCCUGAUAGCCAGUUGCCUGGCAGUUAUGCUUCCUUUAAUAGGUCAGAACCGGAGGGUACCAGUUCAAUGAGAGCUGAUGUUAAGAAUCCUGCUUCCGGGGACAACUAUGAAAGGGUAGUCCAUGAUGCUGUUAUCACUGAGGAAGGUGAAAUACUCGCCACAGGAGCUAUAACUUCACAAAAAGAUGAUCAUUAUGGCAGCACUGAUAGCCUUGCUCGCCGUGUUGGGGUACUCUUGGGUGCAGAAUCACCACAGAAACAGGUCCAGCAAAUACUACAGGAGGUGGAGGAAGAGGAAGAACAGCUAUUGUCUCAGAACAAAGCAGAGAUGGCUAGAUCAUACAUUCAGUAUCCAUCUGAUUUAAAGAGCGCUACUCCUGGGGACAGUGAAAUUAGAGGAGGGAGAAAAGAUGAAGAAUCUUCAGAAAAAUCAGAAACUUCCAGGUCUGAAAGUCUUCUAGAGAGUGACAAUCAACAGAUUCCUACACAGAUCCCUGUGUACAGCCUCAGCGAAGGUGGAAAUGGUCUUAGUCAGCUCAGCUCUGGACCUUUGUCACAGCAAAGUGACUUCACACUAACUCCAAUGGCAGCUGGCCCAUUCACUGCAUUUAACACAGCCACAACUUUACUUGCAGCUCAGUUAGAGAAAGCAGCCAGGCAGCGCUUUGAUAAAAGCCUGAUGCAGACCCCCUCACAAAAAAAUAUGUCUCCUGGGGAUCAUCUUGGAAUACAUGCUUACAGGGAUGAGCUUUUUGAAGACGAAUCCUUUUUGCAAAAUUCGCCAUCAGACGCAGAGAAGUUUAUAACAGAAAAAGCUGCUAAGGCUAUGAUAAGACAAGCCUUCCAGGCACCUGUUGUACCAAGAUUGUACACUGACAACAGAAUUCAACAACAGGAGAACAGAGACUUUGGUAAAGUUCAAAGGAGGGAUCUGGAGAAGCGACAAAUUUCAGAUAGACAAUCUAAUAUAGGCUCUGUUGACAAUAGAAGUUACAUUGAAUAUCCACCAGAUCUGAGGAGUAAAACCCCUCAAGGUGGCCGCAGGUCAGAACCCAGUUAUUCUGGACAUAGGUCAGAAGCAGGCUAUGCACCCAUUCCCUCUGUGGUCACUGCUCAGGACAAGAAAGCAGGGAACAAGGACCAAAUCCGCAGGCUUGUGCAUGUGGGUGAUGGUAUUGAACACCAGCAGAGGGCUCAAAGUGACCCCCUUAGGGAACAGACCAUGAAGGCAAUGAGCCCUGUACCAAACCGACACUCUGCUGAGGGCCACUCUGAAAGGAGGAGAACUGCAUGGGAAGAAGAGCAGUCAGGUGAUCACAGAGCAUUUAGUCAGAGAGCUACCAGCCAAUUAAAGACCUCUGCCAGGGGCAGCAGUUCUUUGGGCUCAGUGAGACAGGAACAAAUGCAGGAUGAUAAAAGAUUCAUGAGGUCUGCUUCUCCAUUGCAAUCAAGAAAACCUGUAGUCCAGUCAAAGGUGUCUGAUGGCUGUGACUUGAAACGAAAGUCCAAUGAAAUGACAACUGGGUCAAGAGGACAUGAUGUCAGGGCAAGAAUACGGACACCAUCACCAGUCUCCAGAAAUGUUCACCGAACUAGAAGUACAAGUCCAGAGCCUAAAGAAAAUGGUCACAGAAUGGGUAGAAUGUCCCCAGUAUAUACUGGUGGAAAAAGAAUACCAAAUGUAGAAAGGCACUUUGAGCUCGCAGUGAGACCAGUUGAGAGACAACACGUGAGAACAGGUGGAGAUUUUCACAGAAGAUCGUGGAGUCCAACUCUAGGUCAGCAAAUGAGAUUUUCUGUAGGGGAUGCCAGUAGGAGGUCAAGGAGUACCUCCCCAGCUCUCAGGCCAUAUAGGCCUCAUGGUAGUGAGGAGCUGUACUAUGUAGAAAGUGGUGUGGAAGAUUCCGGGUUAUCUGUAGCACACAGCGAAACCACCUUGGAAAGUACUCACACAGGUUCAGAUGAUGCAUUAGGUCCCAGCCUUCCACCACAUCUUCUAGGAUCCAGGAAGGAUGUGGCACCCAAGCAUGCACGUGGAAUAUACGGAAACCGUAUCUCUCCGAAGUCAAGAUCCCCAUCCCCAUCCCCAGGUCCAGUGUUAGGCACCAUAGAUGAGAGGGACACAGUGGUGCACAGAGGAGAGGAAAAAAGCACCAGGAUUGUUACUGGGAGGCCAACUGCACAGCAAGAUGGUCAAGUUGAUGGACAUCAAGGUGACAAUCAACCAGGUGACAGCAGACACAACUCCAGGCCUCUUCAGAGAAGUCUUCACAAAGAAGAUGUCCUGGAUGCUAGAGACUACCACAAGCUUCCAGCAAGGUCUUUCAUUGACUACCCUUCGGAUCUCAAAAGCAAAACGCCAUCUUCAGAAAGAGGGGGUUCUGGUGUACCUGUGGACAGCAGGUAUCAUGGAAGACGGACUUUAUCCCCAGUGGAGACGAGAGAUGGUGGAAGGGGAGAUGCUCUUACUCCUCUUUUGGCAGAGGAAGACAGUGAGGCAGAUAUCAGCAGUGAUAAACACAUUGAGGGGCACAUGCAGGAUAAAAGCUCAGCACAGGAGAUCCAGUCAGUAGGUGGCAGUGAAGUCAACAAGAACAAGAGUGCUCUUCAGCAUCUGCAAGAAGCUCUUGACAGUGAAAGUGAUAUGUCUGAUAUGCCUUCCAACCUCCAGGAAAUGUGGCAGAGAUUCAAGGAAAUAACUGGGGAAGCCAAGCAGAGAGGCCCACAGAAGAAGAGUGAGUUCAGUAGCCUCUUGAAAAAUCCAGUGCAACACAUGGUGAAAAAAAUGUGUGCAGAGAAAGAAGGAAGGGCAAAAGAAGUGAAAAAGACUGGUGAUAUGAUUGACUCCGUUAUCAGCAGUAAUUAUGAAUUGGAAAAAAAGCGAAAUGUUCCUCGUAAGGCAAAAGAGAAAACAUUAGAAAAAGGGAAGACAUUUGAUCAACAGAAAGAUGACCAAAUACAGCAGGGACAUAAGAUGGAGAAAGAUAAGCCUGUUUCAAGACCUUCACCAUCUAGGGUCGAUUUUCUCCCCGGAGACCAACUGGUAAGUGUGUUUAACGAGACAGAUGAAACAAUCCAGUCUGUUCCUGAGGAUACAACUGUUGAUGCCUUGAGUAGCAAAGUAGUAACAGGAGAAGUAGAUGAAAAACUCUACAGAAUUUAUGAUCCAAAGCGAGUGGAUCCAAGGAUGGUAAAAUUGCAAAGAAAAAUUGAGAGGCAAAAACAAAAGUUCAUCAGGCACCAAGAACGGGAGAAGAAAAGGAAAGACAAGAUUGAACAGUGGGAGAAAACAUUAAAAGAAAGAGACUCUGAAAAACAGUCUAUAAACACUGAUUCGAUGUCCUCCAUCUCUACAACAUCAUCAACUGUGAAUGGUUCUACAUGGAGCAAUGAGAGCUCUCUUAUGUCUUCAACAAGCAGUGAAUCAAGAGAGGUUACGGCUACAAAAUCUACAACAUUAACACCAGUUCCAGAAUCAGAAUUGGAAAGCUACACACCUUCUCCCAUGCCUUCUCAAAAAACUGCAGCAGUGCUUAGAAAACAGAAGCCACCUGAUGUGCAAAGAACUGUAAAUCUGCCCAGUACUCAGUACGAGGAAGUCAGUGAUAGUACAACCGACACUGAUCACAGCGUGUGUGGGUGCAAAGAUGCUCAUGUGAGACAGAAAAGGAAAUCUGUAGCAAAGGAAGAGAAAGACAGGCAGAUGAUUGGGAAAAAAGAGAAGCCUUUGAAAGAAGUGUACGGUCCCCAAUCUGCAUACAUCGAAUUCAAAAAGCCAGAGCAUGCAGCUCCCAAGGCAAAAGUGAAAGAGAAAGGGAAAAAGUUUAAACAAAAUCAUCCUCCUGGGAAUGACACUUCUGUUGACAGGACAGGACAAGCAAAGAAAGCAGUGAAAGCAGAGAGCACACCCCUGAAAGUUGAUACUUCAACCCAGAAAACAACACGAGAUGUUGGAACAAUAUUUCCCUCACCCAUGCUCCCUAGUCCCCCGAUUAAACGCAAGUACCGAGCGGAUGUCAGCAUGGUGUCUGCAGCAGUGCAAACAACACCUCGGGUCUCGGGAGCUCCAUCAGAACACAGGGAGUAUACAGCAGAGAAAGGCGGCAGCAGCAGCAAUCAAAGGUCAUUUGUGACAGUACCAGUGAGCUCACCAAAGCCUAAGGAUAAACCUGCUGUACGGUCUUCUAAAAUCUUCAGUCCUGAGACUCCGCCCACAAGUGCAAAACCUGACAAACUGAGGCAUAGUCCAGGUCUAGCUUGGUAUAUUCCAAUGAAGGAAACCAAACCGAAACCCUGGAGAAGGCCAUUACAGGAGAAACAGUCAGUUCAAGAAAACAAGCAGCUUCAAUUCUCCAGUCAUUUCAGAAGCAAAGAAAACCAAGAUCCAGUCUUAAAGGACACUGGGAGUAAAGUGGACAUGUAUCUGUCAAGGAAAAGUGACCGUGUGAAUGUCUUGAAUAAUGGAGAGAAGAUUAAGCCCUCAGAGAAACUGACAUUACAGGAGGCCUUUGUCUUGUUUAAAGGUGAGGCAAUCUCUAGGUCUAGAGAGCGCCAGAGGAGAAUUGUCCUAGCUGCAGAGGAAAGGAAGGUUCAAGAACAGCACAACAGGGAGAGACUGCACCUCUUUGCUGAUCAAAGAAGAAAACAUGCCAAUCCCAAUGCACAUCCUUACAGUGAGCAACUGCACCAACCAAAGCAGCGUGUAAUGACCAAGAGUGAAAUGAGAGAGCAUUCACUUAAAAUAUAUCAAAAGCUUCCAGAAGUGAUACAAAAAAUUGAGGAGAAGAAACGUCAAGAGAAGUACAAAACUAACCGUAUCAGAGCACAGCUUUUCAAAGAGAAAGUCCUGAAUAAGGUUUUAAAGAAUAAAGGACCCUGGCUUCCAAAUCCAUGAGGGCUUAUUUUGUCAUCAUAAGGCUCACACAGACAAGGGGACAAACAAUAGGAACAGCCACAAGAGUCAUGUAGUUGAGAGCCAUAAAUUUUCACGUCUUGGCACAUAAAGAAAAUAAGACAAUCAUAUUGCUUUCCUUAAGCAUAUGUAAGUGUGCUGGCAUUUAAAUAAGACAUUGCCAGUGCAGGAAAGUUUAUUAAAACAGAAAUAUAGUCGAGGUUUUGUCCGUCAUUGUAUGUUGGCUUUUCUAGCUGAAUGAGAAAAAAAAACUAGAAGUCCUAUUUUUGGACAAGUUUCAGAUCAUUUUAUAGCGUUGCUAUAAGUAAUGAAGCAUUUAAUGAACCAUUUUGUAAAUAAUAUUCACUUCAGAUUUAAUAUAUUUAUAUUGUAAAACUGCAUACCAUUUUGAUAUAAAAUGCUUUUUUACUGUUAACUUUUUUUUCCUCUUAUGACACAGUGCUGGAUGGAUCAGUUUUCAUUUAAUUCAAACGGACUAAAUAGAUUGAUUAUCCAUUAAUUACAUUUCUAUUCAGACUCCCAUUUUCAAUUCAUGAAGAGAGAUGAUUUGGGGGUUUUAAGAAAAAAGUAGAAAGAAAUAACUUAGUGGCCUUACAACUCGGGGGGUAUGUUUAAGGUCUAAAAA